AUGGAAAAGCUAAUACCAAAAGAGUUCGAUUUGUCGAACAAGGACCGGUCGGAUGAGGCUCUUAUGCGUUGGCGGAAGGCGGUCGGACUAGUGAAGAACCGCCGCCGCCGCUUCCGUUAUUCCGCCGAUCUUGGAAAGCGCUCUGAAGCCAAAGAACAGAUGCUAAAAAUCAGAGAUCGUUUGCGCGUUUGUUUAUUGGCAUAUAAGGCAGCAUUCAGGUUUAUUGAUGCUGGUGGGCAAGGUAACCAAUUUACCUCUGAAGAGGCUAUAGACUCCUGGGAAGAAGAUAUUCAAAAUGAACUCCAAGAAGAGGCUAGAGAAGCAGGGUUUCAAAUUCACCCAGAUAAACUUGCUUCUCUUGUUGCUUCUUACGACAUCACGACCUUAAGAAAACUCAAAGGAGUUGAAGGACUUGCAAGUCGAUUGAAUGUUACAUUGAAUGAAGGAGUUGAAUCAACUAGUAUACCUAUCAGGCAAACUAUUUUUGGCUCCAAUGAAUACACUGAAAAACCUUCCAAGAGUUUGUGGAUGUUCGUGUGGGAGGCUAUGCAUGAUAUAACACUUAUAAUCCUUAUGGUUUGUGCUGUUGUCUCUAUAAUUGUGGGACUUCCCACUGAAGGUUGGCCAAAGGGAAUGUAUGAUGGUUUAGGAAUCAUAAUUAGUAUUUUCUUGGUUGUCAUGGUUACUGCAGUUAGUGAUUACAAGCAAUCACUGCAGUUUAAGGAGUUGGAUAAGGAGAAGAAAAAGAUUUUUAUACAUGUCACUAGGGAAGGGAUUCGACAGAAAGUCUCCAUACACGACUUGGUAGUCGGAGAUAUUGUUCAUUUAUCAAUUGGAGACCAGGUUCCAGCAGAUGGAAUAUUCAUAUCGGGCUACAACUUGUUGGUUGAUCAGUCGAGCUUGACCGGUGAAAGUCUACCAAUAAAUAUAUAUGAAAAAAGUCCUUUUCUUUUAACUGGAACGAAAGUUCAGGACGGGUCGGGUAAGAUGCUGGUGACUACAGUCGGUAUGAGAACUGAAUGGGGUAAGUUAAUGGAUACUCUAAGCGAAGGAGGAGAAGAUGAGACCCCUUUACAGGUGAAGCUCAAUGGCGUUGCCAGUAUUAUUGGUAAAAUCGGACUGGCAUUUGCCGUGACGACUUUUCUAGUGUUGAUCAUCAGAUUUUUGGUGGAGAAAGGACGACUUCAUGAACUUACGAAAUGGUCUUCCAGUGAUGCUGUAACAAUUUUGAAUUACUUUGCUACUGCAGUGACUAUAAUUGUUGUUGCAGUUCCAGAAGGACUGCCCCUGGCUGUGACACUAAGCCUUGCUUUUGCAAUGAAGAAAUUACUGACCGAAAAGGCGCUAGUGAGACAUCUCUCUGCAUGUGAGACAAUGGGUUCUGCUACUUGUAUUUCAACCGAUAAAACGGGGACACUGACUACGAACCAUAUGGUGGUGAAUAAAAUAUGGAUAUGUGGGAAAGAGAAAGGGGUAGAUAGUAAUACAGAUAGGAAUGGCUUAGAUUCAGAUAUAUCAGGAAAUGUAUUAGCCAUUCUCUUGCAGGCAAUAUUUAAUAAUACAGGAUCCGAGGUUGUCAAGGAUAAAACUGGAAAGCGAACUAUUUUGGGGACACCAACAGAAUCAGCAUUGUUAGAGUAUGGAUUGCUUCUAGGUGGUGAUUUUGAUGAUCAUCGCCGGGAGUGCAAGUUGUUGAAGGUCGAACCGUUCAAUUCACACAAGAAAAUGAUGUCCACUCUCGUGGCUCGUGGAAAUGGCAAAAUGCGAGCUUUUUGCAAAGGUGCAUCUGAGAUUAUACUGAAAAUGUGUGACAAUACCAUUGAUUCCAAUGGUGAAGCCUUUCAUUUGUCAGAAGAACAUGUACGAAAUAUAACGAAUGUCAUCAAUGCAUUUGCUGUAGUGGGAAUCAAAGAUCCAGUUCGCCCCGGCGUAAAGGAAGCAGUUAAAAGUUGUUUAGAAGCUGGAAUUUAUGUGCGAAUGAUCACUGGCGAUAAUAUUAACACGGCUAAAGCAAUUGCUAAAGAAUGUGGCAUUCUUAAUGAUAAUGAUCUUGCUGUAGAAGGUCCUUAUUUUCGCAGUGAAACUCCAGAACAGAGGAACGAAAUGAUACCGAAGAUUAAGGUUAUGGCUCGGGCAUCACCUAUGGACAAACAUGUUCUGGUGCAGACGUCAAGAGACGUGCAUAAAGAGGUUAUUGCAGUCACUGGUGAUGGGACCAACGACGCCCCUGCUUUACAUGAGGCAGACAUUGGAUUUGCCAUGGGCAUAGCAGGAACCGAGGUUGCGAAAGAAAGUGCCGAUGUAAUUGUGAUGAAUGACAACUUUACGACAAUUGUGAACGUGGCAAAAUGGGGACGUUCUGUAUACAUAAACAUUCAAAAGUUUGUGCAGUUUCAGUUGACAGUUAAUAUUGUUGCUCUUAUGAUUAAUUUCGUAUCUGCAUGCAUCUCAGGAUCAGCUCCCCUUACAGCAGUGCAAUUGCUUUGGGUCAACCUAAUUAUGGACACUUUAGGUGCACUUGCACUGGCCACUGAACCUCCACAUGAUGGACUGAUGAAGAGGCCUCCUUUUGGAAGGAAUGAGAGUUUCAUUACAGCCCCCAUGUGGAGAAAUAUCAUUGGUCAGAGCAUUUAUCAACUGGCAGUUCUUUUAGUGCUAAAUUUUGAUGGGAAGAAAAUAUUGGGACUUGAAGAUUCUGAUGCUACAGCACUACUAAAUACUUUCAUAUUCAACACCUUUGUGUUUUGUCAGGUCUUCAACGAAAUAAAUAGCCGGGAAAUCGAGAAGAUAAACAUUUUCCGCGGGAUACUUAGAAACUGGAUAUUCACAGGAAUCAUUGCAUCCACAGUCGUAUUCCAAGUAAUUAUAGUUGAAUUCCUGGGCAAUUUUGCCAGUACUGUUCCAUUAGGCUGGCAACUAUGGAUACUCAGCGUAGGACUUGGAGCAGUAAGCAUGCCAAUUGCUGUUGUUUUGAAAUCCAUUCCUGUUAACAAGAAGUCUCCAAAUUCUACACAGCAUGAUGGUUAUGAUCCUCUCCCGACGCCAGGUCUCGAGUGA
Molecule: messenger RNA, 3057 nt
Organism: Fraxinus pennsylvanica
Lineage: Eukaryota; Viridiplantae; Streptophyta; Magnoliopsida; Lamiales; Oleaceae
Source: the annotation of a GenBank genome assembly